AUGACCCUCGCACUGGACCUCAUCAACCGAAACUUCGUUGGCGAACUCGCCAAAGGCCAGCCACUUUACGAGAAAACACCAUCGGAUGCACGACAGGUUCUGGAAACUCUUCAAAAGCAUGUCCCCGCCCCCGAUAUAGCCCAAGAUUACAUCGAUGUUCCACUCGGGUCUGGCUCAGUGAAGACGGUCAUCUUUCGACCUGAAAAUGCCAAUCGUGAUAUACCGUCCAUCUUCUAUACUCAUGGUGGCGGUUGGAUCCUGGGAGGUGCCCCCAGUGCAUUCGGCUCUUUAAUGGAAGACCUUUCCCGCCAGACGGGGGCCGCAGUGAUAUUCCCACACUUUUCUCCCGCGCCAGAGAAGCAGUACCCAAGUCAAUUCGAAGAGUCAUUUGCCGUACUCAAAUAUAUGGUCGAGCAUGGCGACAUGCACCACCUGAAAACAGAGACCAUGUCCUUUGCAGGCGACAGUGCUGAGCACAACUUACAAGACUUUCAAGGAGGGACCAUAUCUCUCACGGAGCGCACGAUGGACUGGAUGAUCGAUGCCUUUAUACCCAAUAAACCGGAUAGGUGUAACUCGCUCACCUCGCCGCUGAGCUUUUCGUCCGAUGAAGAGCUAGCCCAGUUCCCGCCUACGACGCUGUUUCUUUCUGGCGCAGAUCCGCUCAUUGGCGAGGGCGAAGCAUUUGGAUUACGCUUGCAGAAAAAUGGGGUCGAUACUUCGAUCUUGAGGGCUGACGGGCAGAUUCAUGAUUAUGUGAUGCUUGAACCAAUACGCCAGACUGCGACUGCGAGGGCGGUUGUGGAGCUUGCUGCGGCCCAUUUGAAGAGGGGUCUUGUAUAG
Messenger RNA from Penicillium cosmopolitanum, 843 nucleotides. Its product is annotated as alpha/beta hydrolase. Gene Ontology annotation, molecular function: hydrolase activity. The transcript is spliced from 3 exons. Lineage: Eukaryota; Fungi; Ascomycota; Eurotiomycetes; Eurotiales; Aspergillaceae. The record is from RefSeq and is a predicted model, not a curated record. The coding region runs from base 1 to 843 and encodes 280 amino acids.